AUGGAGUCCGAAGAACUCGCUAGGAUUAUUCAAGAAGGAAUUACGGCGGGCCUACUUCAGGCCAACAAAGGGUCAACAAGAUUCAGUCCCAACACUCCUUUCACUCUCGAGAUAUUGACAUUCCCCUUGCCAAAAAGAUUUAAGUAUCCUAGGAUCAAAGAGUAUGACGGGACCACCGAUCCAAUCAAUCAUCUUAAAGUGAUGUGCAAGGCCUUCCCGCAAAUUUUGACAAAUGCUGCUAGGGAUUGGUUCUCGACCUUAGAGGCCAACUCCAUAGCCUCAUUCUCAAAUUUGGCGGGCAAGUUCUCUGCUUUCUUCGCAAGCAAUAAACGCAUCAAGAAGACAGCGGCUUCCCUCAUGCAACUUAGACAAGGGCAAAAUGAGACCCUACGUGACUUCAUGACCAGGUUCAACAAGGAAAGACUUCAGAUUCCCGACCUACAUAUAACUGUAGCAGUUUCUGCCCUCACAUAUGCUAUAAAGUGUGAGGCUUUCAAGAUGUCAUUAUCCAAAACUCCGUCAAAGACAGUGACCGAGCUUCUUACCCGAGCCGAGAAGUACAUAAAUAUGGAGGAAACAUUGAACCUGAGAAAGGUUGGACCAUCCCAUGAUAGGGUCGAACAUGAACGACAGCACGACCCGAACCCCCGUCAAGAACCACCUCGGAGAAAACAGAGACAGGAGGUUCCCCCGACGUCAUUCACGCGUUUAAAUACGUCAAAAAUAAAUAUAUUGAUGGAGAUCAAGGAUAUGAAGGAACUCAAAUGGCCUGCUAGAAUGAGGUCACCACCCGAAUCCAGGGACAUGAACACGUACUGUGAGUUCCAUCGGGAUCAUGGGCAUACCACGGAGAACUGUAAGGCCCCUGCAACGGGAGAUUGA
Molecule: messenger RNA, 882 nt
Organism: Olea europaea var. sylvestris
Lineage: Eukaryota; Viridiplantae; Streptophyta; Magnoliopsida; Lamiales; Oleaceae
Exons: 2
Coding region: 1-882 (293 amino acids)
Source: RefSeq, a predicted model, not a curated record